AUGGCAUUAAAUCAAUUCAAAAAAGUCUUGAUUCUGGGAGGUACCGGGAAAGUCGGCCGUCAGAUCACAAAACUCUUCGCGACGACAUCUACACUCACUUUUCAAGCCUCCCGAAACGGAGCUGUCACCACGGAGCCGGAGGCCGGCAAUGUCAAGCCUAUUGCCUUCGAUUGGGGGAACGAAGGGACAUGGACGGCCGCGCUAGACCUUGGCGCGACAAGCAUCUUUCUGGUGGCUCCGCCGGUCAUGGACAUGCUCCCACCGAUGCAGGCUUUCAUCGACCAAGCACGGCGGCAGGGCCCGACCACUAGAUUUGUGCUGCUGAGCGGGAGCCUCACAGAACCUGACAUUAACGGUUACGCGAUGGGCCGACCGCAUGCGUACUUGAAGGAACUUGGCGACAUGGGCCAGAUAGAAUGGGCUGCGCUGAGGCCGACGUGGUUUCAACAAGAAAACUUCGCGGAACAAGACAAUCACCGGCUAGCGAUUCGGAGUGAAAGCACGAUUUACUCCGCUACGGCGGAUGGAAAACUUCCUUGGGUCGCAGCGGAGGACAUUGCGGCCUGUGCAUUCCAGCUACUCACCCAAGAAGAUGCGCCAAAUGACGAGUAUCUCAUUUUUGGCCCUGAGCUGCUCGGCUACGAUGACAUCGCAGCUAUACUCUCCGAAGUUUUGGGUCGAAAGAUUGUUCACAAACGUCUCUCGGUGCAGGGACUUGUUGAGCGUUACGUCGCUCAGGGCAUGCCGCGGGACUACGCGGAGAUGAUGGGCGGGUUGGACACGGCUAUCAAGAACGGGAGUGAGAACCGGACGAACAGUGUCGUCCUUGCGGUGACUGGAAAGCAGCCAAGGAAGUUCCGUGAGUUUGCAGAGAGAAACAAGGCAGUCUGGGCGCAAGAUGUCUGA
Colletotrichum paranaense is the source of this 906-nucleotide messenger RNA. RefSeq names its product AFUA_2G17970 family ergot alkaloid biosynthesis protein. The transcript is spliced from 3 exons. The coding region runs from base 1 to 906 and encodes 301 amino acids. The record is from RefSeq and is a predicted model, not a curated record. Lineage: Eukaryota; Fungi; Ascomycota; Sordariomycetes; Glomerellales; Glomerellaceae.